Messenger RNA from Protopterus annectens (West African lungfish), 3587 nucleotides. It is a transcript of the gene ZBTB10, whose product is annotated as zinc finger and BTB domain containing 10. Bases 433 to 2445 code for a protein of 670 amino acids. The record is from RefSeq and is a predicted model, not a curated record. NCBI's taxonomy places the organism in Eukaryota, Metazoa, Chordata, Ceratodontiformes, Protopteridae. Gene Ontology annotation, molecular function: DNA-binding transcription factor activity, RNA polymerase II-specific; RNA polymerase II cis-regulatory region sequence-specific DNA binding; protein binding. The transcript has 4 exons. Gene Ontology annotation, biological process: regulation of transcription by RNA polymerase II.
GCGUGCUCGUUUAUACGUAAUAGUGUUUAUGAGAGUCCGCACGUUACACCCUGAGAUGCGUCUACCCAUGGUCACAAGCUGUAGUGCUCUGCCUGACUGCACCCCACCCCCUCCCCCCGAGUCCCCUCCUCCCCCCAACACGCACACCCGAGAAGUUGUGGGUUGCCUCGAUGCAUUGUGGGUACAGUUCGUUGUUCCUUUGCCAUUCGACCUCUGUAGGCCCCGUGCGGACGCUAAAGACUUGGGGGGAGACAGAAAGGUAGUCUCUGUCCCUGCUUUAUCAAUGCUGUUGAUUUAAUCAAGCUGACAUAAAAAAUACAGUUUGAAUUUAGUCAGAACCUUUAAGGACCUGUUGUCCAGUUACGUGAGGACCGGUCGCAAACGCUGCGUUAAAUCCAUAUAGAAGGGGAGCCACGAGCAGGAAGACAAAACAUGUCGGUCGAGAGGAAUCGUAGGUCUUUAGCAUUCCGAGGUGGUGGAUUACCAGUAGUGUCUUGUGUACCCAGUAACAGUGGGGACAUCGCUGAGUGGCGGCAGCCCGAAUUGAAUGGGCGGCGGAUGGACGAGGAGGUAGAGGAACUAGAGACCGUUGUAAGGACUGUGGAAGAAGGGGGAUCUAUCAGCGACAGUACUGAAGAUGAGGAGCUGGAAGGGGUUAGCGUGGCAGGUGAUGGUCUGGAUUGCGCGGGUAGUAGUGGCGACCGGAGGUCUGGAGAUGGUCAAGAUGAAGGAGAAGGGAGCAGUGUGGGAGCUGGUGAUAGUGGCGAAGGGGAAGUAGAUCAUGAGACGGACAGUUCUAUCCGAAGGAGUGGAGUGGGGGUCCGACCUCCACAGCCCUUGCUUCAGAAAGUGUACACUUUCCAGGGUGAUUGGCUACAGGAGUUUGAGUGGCUGAAUUUCGAUCAAGAAACUGGACUUAUGUCUUGCGCUUGGUGUUAUAAACCGGGCGGCAGUGAUGGCCAGGACGAGGUGGCAAAAGGCACCCGUAAUUAUAAGAGACCACUGUUAUUGCGGCAUCACCUGUCUGUUGAGCAUAGAAUGAAGGAUCCAGCUAAACAGCAUGACUUGAAGGUGAAGACUGAAUCUGCUCGAGAGGGCUACACAGAUUACAGCAGACCGAAUGAAAACUCAUAUUGUUAUCAACUUCUUCAGGAGCUCAAUGAGCAAAGAAAGAAAGGAAUUUUAUGUGAUGUCCGUAUUGUGGUGAGUGGAAAGGUUUUCAGAGCACACAAGAACAUUCUGGUUGCUGGUAGUCGUUUCUUUAAGACAUUGUAUUGCUAUUCAAAGAAAGCAAGCCAUGACCAAGCCACUGUUACCCACUUAGAUGUUGUCGCUGUUCAGGGUUUCUCUGUUAUUUUGGACUUCAUGUAUUCUGGUAACUUGGUACUCACAAGCCAAAAUGCCAUUGAAGUGAUGUCAGUGGCUAGCUACCUCCAAAUGACAGAGGUUGUUCAGUCUUGUCGUAAUUUUAUAAAAGAUGCCUUAAACAUUAGCAUAAAAUCUGAAGCACCAGAAGCUGUUGUAGUGGACUAUAACAGAAGAACUUCAGUCACCAGGGAUGCCUUGUCAUUAAGAGAACAAAAGACAGCAAACUUCUGGGCAACCCACAAUCUCACUAACCUAGCAAGUCAUAUUAAAAAUGAAGAUCGCUACAGUCUAGAUGAGAGCCAAAAUGAAACAUUUCAGUUAAAUGAUCCAGGUUGGGGUCAAAGUAACUCAUUAGAAAUGGUUGAUAAUGAACCUGUGGGCCAGGGAAAAGUUUUUGUAUGGAAUGACAUGUAUAGUCAGACAUUCAUCAAACAAGAACCUGGUAGUGGUAGAAGGAAAAACCAGACUGCUAGAAGGUUUGUGUACAAUAUUCCACUGAAAGUUGAGAGUCCUCUGGAUAACACAAUAAUGCAACCAUCUAUGUCAUACUCUGAAGAAGACUUGCAGAUCUUUCAGGAUGACACAGGGGAGUCAUCUGCUAUGGCUGUUAACAAGCUCAAAUGUCCCCACUGUAACUAUAUAGCCAAAUAUAGGAGAACACUAAAAAGACACUUACUCAUUCACACUGGCGUCCGAUCUUUUAGCUGUGACAUCUGUGGAAAGCUGUUCACUCGAAGAGAGCAUGUGAAGAGACAUUCUUUGGUACACAAGAAGGAUAAAAAAUACAAAUGCAUGGUGUGUAAGAAGAUCUUCAUGUUGGCAGCAAGCGUUGGAAUUAGGCAUGGUUCUCGGCGCUAUGGUGUGUGUGUGGACUGUGCAGAUAAAUCUCAGCAGGGUAAUCGGGAAGGUGUUGACCAAGUACAAGAUUUAGAUUUCCCUAGAGAUGAAGACGAAGAAGAGGAAACUGACAACUUAGCAGUCGAGGUUGACGAGGAUUUAAUGGACGAAGGAGAAGAACCAAAUGACCAAUCUCAGUGGGAACAGUCUGGAGAAGUCUGUGUAACUUUAGAUGAUUAGGGAUCUAGUACACUGUUCCAAAAUGGGUCUGAUACCAUUACACAGAUAUGUAAGGUUUUUUUUUUUAUUUGGACCGGGCGUGUGUUAACCUGUUGCAGUACUGGAUACGAUGAUGGUAUUUCUGUGAAAAUGGUAAACAGAGGCUUUUAGCAAAAAAAAAAAAAAAUUUUAACAAUGAAAGAUAUUUGCACAGGACUGUACAUUAUACAGCCUUUUGUUUGAAUAAUACAGUCGUUGCAUCUCCAAUCAGUACCAGAAAAAUGUAUUUUUUAUUAUUUAUAGGAUAGAGUUAUGUGGUUCCUAUCAGAACAAUAAUUGAAUUAUUGCAAUGUUAUGCUUUAAUGUAUCAAUUUUCAACAUGAGUUUAGUUAAAAGUGAAAGACAAAUGAUCGAAGGUGAAUUACAGUUUGAAAUUGUGCUGGAGCGUUCAGAUGUGCCCUCAGACUGAUAAAGUGCAGUUUUUUAUUAUUUGCACAUCAUUGGGCCAGUAUGAACGUACGGAGAUUCAACAUUUUUCAGCUUUAUAAAAAUAGUUAGAGUAAAAAUGUAUAUUUUCCUAUUCUAUAAUGUUAUCGGUUUGACUAAAUUAUGAUAGGUGUGUGUGUGGCUGGAUUCUAAGUAUUCACUGAGGAAGGAUUCAUAUUACCAUGGUGCUCCAUCAUUUGCAGACCAUUGUUUUUUAUUUUGUUAACUAUAAAACUUCCUGUAAUGCCCUCUUUGUAGAAUGAGGGUUAAAUGUUGGUCAACUUUCAUUUUAGUUCCGUUAAAACAGUCUUUGAAUGUGCAAAACUUUCACAUUUCUAGGGCUUUGUAAUGCUGUAAAGCAUUUUCCCCUUGAAAGUGACUGUUCACUGUUCAAGAGCUUCAUAACAUUCCUGCUGUAUUUGUUGAGGUUUCUGAUGAAGUCUGUGUUAUGAUUUGUGCUCUUACUAGUCAACUUCUUAGUUCAAACUAGUAUUUCUGUUUUCCUGAUACUGUGGACUCUGGAUUUUAUUUUGGCAGAAAUAUUUGCUUUUUACACAGUCCAGUGAGCCACACUUCAGUCUGUAGUUCUGGAAACGAUGUUUAUGCUUUCACGUUUCAACACUUUGUUUUGCCUAGUGACUUCUGUGGUUGAAUAAAGCAAAAUACUAGUCAGCUUA